UUCAUAUCAUACGUAGAACAGAACUCAAUUUUACUGUCAACUUGACAUUUCACCGUAUUGUAUUAGGAAAACAUUGGCAUCAUAUGAUUACAUGGUUUUCUUUCUCCAUAAAAUCUCUCGCUUUGUUUAUAACCUUCAAAUUGUGUUUAUUUAAUGAAAUGGACGACUCGGAGUUGAACUCGUCCGAGCUGGGUACCCAGACGUACUGGCAACAGGCGUACACAAAGGAAAUAAGUAAUUUUGAGGAGCACGGCGAUCCCGGAGACGUCUGGUUCGGAGAGGACAGCGCUUACAGAGUCGUGGACUGGAUAUGUAGAAACGUUGAGGAUAAGAACACCGCUAUUAUAGAUUUAGGAUGUGGAAAUGGCUACUCACUGUGUGAGCUGGCCCGGGAAGGCUUCACCAAGCUGCUGGGAGUAGAUUAUUGUCAAGAAGCCAUCACACUCGCUGAGAAGGUGUCUAAGAGGGAGUUCCCGAUUAUUGACUUUAAGGUAUUCGACAUAACAGAGGACGCCGUGUCCGAAGUAGGCACAUUCGGUGUGGUACACGACAAAGGCACAUACGAUGCAGUCAGUCUACAUCCAGAGAACGCCAAAGAACGGCGACAGAAGUACAUAGACCAGGUGGCGGCCAUUAUGGAACCUGACGGUAUAUUCGUAAUAACUUCGUGCAACUGGACAGAAGACGAACUUGCGAGCCAGUUCGCCCACCGGUUUAGAGCAAAGUGUAUCAUACCCACCCCGCAGUUCAAGUUCGGGGGUAAAGUCGGUGGGGUGGUGUCGUCAGUUGUUUUUGUACAUAAGGAUAGUAAAUAGAUUGGUUAUA
Messenger RNA from Cydia pomonella (codling moth), 825 nucleotides. RefSeq names its product EEF1A lysine methyltransferase 2. Gene Ontology annotation, biological process: peptidyl-lysine dimethylation; peptidyl-lysine monomethylation. Gene Ontology annotation, molecular function: protein-lysine N-methyltransferase activity. Gene Ontology annotation, cellular component: cytoplasm. NCBI's taxonomy places the organism in Eukaryota, Metazoa, Arthropoda, Insecta, Lepidoptera, Tortricidae. The coding region runs from base 84 to 815 and encodes 243 amino acids. The transcript is spliced from 4 exons. The record is from RefSeq and is a predicted model, not a curated record.